This is a messenger RNA of Ylistrum balloti, 1900 nucleotides long. RefSeq names its product zinc finger protein 239-like. The record is from RefSeq and is a predicted model, not a curated record. The transcript is spliced from 2 exons. Bases 545 to 1441 code for a protein of 298 amino acids. Gene Ontology annotation, molecular function: DNA-binding transcription factor activity; RNA polymerase II cis-regulatory region sequence-specific DNA binding. Gene Ontology annotation, biological process: regulation of transcription by RNA polymerase II. NCBI's taxonomy places the organism in Eukaryota, Metazoa, Mollusca, Bivalvia, Pectinida, Pectinidae.
UAAAGGAUAAAGAAAACAAUAGUUAUGCCUGUAAAUGUUCACCUCCCAGGAUAUGUUUGCGUGCUUCAUCCUUUAAUUCCCGAUCUUCUCGGCUAAAUGUCAGUACACUAUGUGUGAGGCUGAGGACAGAGUAUCAAGCAGACUACAUCAAGACUGUUUGUAACGAGAAUCAAAAACAAAUUUCAAAAAAUAAACAUUCAGCACAAAAAGAAAUCGGAAACAUCAGUGAAGUAAGAUUUAGCAUGAAAAUAACAGCAAUCCCAUAUAGCAGACUGAUAGACAAUGAAAUAAGCUGUGACGAUGCUUCUUAUAACACUCUGUUGCUGCUUAAUGGUCUCGUGUACAUCCGAGGACCUACACAACAGACAAGGUAAACAAAUGAUAUGUCUGUAGCAAGGAGUUUAAUCAGCCAUAUUGCCUGAAAACACAUUAGAAUAUAUACUGGAGAGAGCCUGAAGAGGUUGGGUAAAACGUCUUCGAGAACACCGCAGGCUACAAAGAGGAGUUAAACAAUGCAAUUGUGAUCUCUGGUGUUUGACACACGAUGUCUAAUUUACAGGGUCACAUCGUGAUAAAUACUGAUAAAAAGCCGUAUGUGUGUACUUUCUGUGGAAAGGAGUUUAGAUGUAAAAGUAAAUAUCUAUGGCAUGUUAGGUCACAUACCGGAAAGAUGCCCUACCAGUGUGGUGCCUGUGGUAAGGGGUUCGACGAAGAAGGUCGUCUGAAACGACAUGCCAUGAUACAUACAGGAGAGAAGCCAUACAAAUGUGAUGUCUGUGAUAAGGCAUUUCGUCUUUCCAGUAGUUUGAAGACACACCUCACAAUACACACAGGAGAAAGGCCCUACAAAUGUGAUGUCUGCGGCAAGGAGUUUCGACAGUCCAGUAACCUUAGUAAACAUGUCGGGGUACAUGUCAAAGACAAGCCACACACGUGUGAUGUUUGUGGUAAAGCGUUCACAUUAAGGAGUAGCUUGAAGAUGCACGUUCGUACACAUACAGGAGAGAAACCAUACAAAUGUGAUGUCUGUGACAAGGAAUUUCAUCGAUCAUUUAAUCUAUAUAAACAUCGCAAAAUACAUAUAAAAGAUAAACCGCACAACUGUGAUGUGUGUGGUAAAGGUUUCACGUUUGAAAGUAGCUUACAGACACAUGUACGAAUACAUACAGGAGAAAAACCGUACGAAUGUAACGUCUGUGGCAAGGAGUAUAUGAGUGCAAAUAGUCUCAAAUUACAUCUUAUGAAACAUACUGGAGAGACACCAUAUAAAUGCGAUGUGUGUGGAAAGGGGUUUACUCAGUCGGGGAACCUAAAACAGCAUAUCCGAAUACAUAUUGCUGAGAAUUCUAAUCCGCACAAAUGUGCUGUCUGUGGAAAACAAUUUAUUAUGGCAAUUCAUUUAAUGAAACAUCUCGUAGUUCACACAAAAGAGCAACCAUGAAAGUGCUUUAUCUGCAGUGAAUAGUUUACAGCUGAGAAAUUAUUAGUCACAUUUACAGAUAUAUUCAGGUGAAAAGACCUACCGAUAUUUGUCUGUGGCCAGGGAUUUGAAAUCUAGCCUAUACACACACUUCAAGAUACAGAAUUGGGAGAUACAUUUAGGUACAGGAGUCUGACCUAAAGGAACUCUACCGGAUACCAACUAGAGAGAAGUCGUACAAAUAUCAUGUUUUGGGGUAAAGGUUUACAGCGAGGGGGAGAGGGAUGGGGGCAUACAUAUAUUUCCAGUUAUACCGGAGAAAGCCAUGGCAUGUUUCUUACAGGAUAGUAAUCGAAGUAUUAUGUUAGUUACAAGGUAUUUGGUUGAUUGGGCUAAAUAACCAUGUCAAAACACCGUGAAGUUGAGUUUGUCGCCUAACCUACCAAAUUACAUUAAAAAACUCUGAUCUAGAGAAAAGAA